CUUAGAAGGAGAAGGAGAACACGGUUUUCCCUAGGCGAAUUUUCCCUAUCCUUAUCUUGGUCGCUCUUCGUUAGCCAGCAGUAACUACCAGUCCGCCAUUGCCGGCCACUGACGAGCCUCCUUCUUAAAAAAGAACAAAAGCAGAGGGCAUGGACUGAGGAGAUUUGCGGCCUUUUUCGGGCGUCCAGAAGUCCCUCCCUCGAGGAUUCUCUCCGAGCCAUUUCUUUCCUUUUCUUUGCCAAUCCUCGCCGUCGUAGGGUCGCCGUGUCAUCAUUGUUGGUUCAGCAAGCGCAGUAAACCCUGUCUUGCCCCUGUUUUUGGGCUGUCAAGAUCCGAAGCAACUCGUACGUGUUUGAAGCUUCAUGGCCGGCGUGCACUCUCAUCGGCAAUACUUUUCAAACCUGUAAACUUGACCAGCAACCGCAACCGAGAUCUCCUCCUUGGCAAGGCUCUCUCGUGUCCAAACCAUGUUGCUUCCAAUCCUACUCUCACUCUUCCUCGGUUCUCAGGAAGCUUAUUCUUCAACUUCCUCUUCAAGUCUUGAGCCUACAAGUUUCUUUUUCCCUUCUUUCAACCUUGGCUCCUGCACUAGUAAAGAGCUCAUUUGCAUGGGCUCCGUAAGCUCGCAAGAUGGGUAUUUGAACAUCACGCCGGAGCGGGGUAAUUCAAGCCUUACUCCGAUGCCGAUAAACCAGGUAGGACGGGUUCUUUAUUCCCAGCCAGUGGUUGCUUGGCCUGCCAUGAUCUCCACCACAUUCACUAUCAGGAUCACCCCACCGCUGAAUUCCACAAUCUCUGGCGACGGGAUGGCUUUCCUUUUUGCACAGGACGAUAGCCCCUCACCGCCUAACAGUACCGGCUCAUACAUGGGGAUUCUUGAUCGGUCUACUCAAGGUGGCGUUGUUCGACAACUAGCCGUGGAGAUGGACACUUACAUGAACGAGUUUGAUAUUGAUGGGAACCACGUAGGCAUAGACACAACGAGCACUACUAACUCAAUCAUUGCCCAGAGCCUAAUGAGCAUAGGAGUGAACCUAAGAAGUGGAAGGGACAUUAGAGUCAAAAUUGAAUAUGAUGGCUAUAAAAAUAAAUUCCAAAUCUCAAUAGCAUAUUCUGGGAAUUCGCUAACAAGCGUUCUCAAUUAUUCGAUCAAAAUGUCAGAAACGGUCCCUAGGCUCGUGUACGUGGGCUUUUCGGGAGGCACUGGUCCUCUUCCCGAAAGCCACCAGGUGAUUAACUGGGCAUUCAGCUCUUUUCCUUUAUCUACGGAGGAUAAGCGGCUCAAGAGAGACAACAGGAUCAAAACCAUACUGGUUCUAGUCGUGCCAAGUGUGAUGACGGUAUUGUUCAUUAUUAUAUGCGUCUACCUUGUUAAGAGAGCACCAAGGAAGAAAGACAAGAAGGACGCCGACAUAGAGAGCCAAUCAAGGGAGGCAGCAAACGUUCCAAAGAUGUUCACCUACAAGGAGCUAGCAAAGGCCACUCGCAACUUCAGCAAGGACAACUUGCUCGGCACUGGCGGUUUUGGAAGUGUUUACAAAGGGGUGAUCUUAGAUCCUCCAAUCGAAAUAGCCGUGAAAAGGAUCUCAGCAACCUCGAAACAAGGUGAAAGACAGUAUUUGGCAGAGAUAUGCACAAUUGGGAGGAUGAGGCACAAGAACAUAGUGCAGCUCCAAGGUUGGUGCCACGAGGGGGAACAACUUCUACUAGUCUACCAAUACAUGGCCAACGGUAGCCUUGACCGCUUUAUCGGCAAGUUAUCCCUCAAUUGGGAGACUCGGUAUGAGAUCCUGACUGGUGUGGCCUCAGCGUUACUUUACCUCCAUGAAGAAUGUGGGAACCCUGUGGUCCACCGGGAUGUCAAGCCCAACAAUGUCAUGUUGGACGCCAACUACAAUGCCUACUUGGGUGACUUUGGGCUCGCGAGGUUGAUCCAAAGCGAUGUCUCAUUGACAACCAUGCUCGCAGGCACCCCCGGGUACCUAGCCCCGGAGGUGGCAUACUCAGGGAAGGCCACUUCAGAGUCAGAUGUGUACAGCUUUGGGACGGUGGUCUUGGAGGUGGUGUGCGGGAAGAGGUCAAAGGAGAUCAUAGAAGAGAACAACUUGGUGGAUUAUGUGUGGAAUCUCUACGGAGAAGGCUCGCUCUUGGAGUGUGUAGAUAAGCAAAUGGAAGGCCAAUUUGAUGAGGAACAAGUGGAGAGGGCACUGAUAGUGGGCCUUGCUUGCUUGCACCCAUACUCUGCGUGCAGGCCGAGGAUGCGAAAGGUGGUCCAAACUUUCCUAAACCCGGAUGAGCCACUGAUGGAUUUGCCCAAGUCCCGGCCUAGCAUGACCAUUGUGCCAGUCUCAUUUUCAGGCUUGACCACCGUUGGCUACUCCUCCACCUCCAGGACCAAGUCCCCAUUCAUUCGUUCACAGCUCAGUUCACCACAGGAGAUAGAACUUAAUCAUGAACAGGGGAUGCCAAGGUUGCGUUAAUGGUCUUGAGAAUUAAAGAUUGUAUCAGAAAAUUUCAAUUGAGAGUCAUACAUGAUAAGUUUUACUCUGUAUUAUGCUACGAUGUAGUGCAUAAUGGAUACACUUUGAAGCUAGGUUUGCUAUAUUUACAUUCCUCUAUGAAUAUUAUGUUCUUAUGUGAAAUCAAGUUGGAGUCGUUCAAGUCA
Molecule: messenger RNA, 2665 nt
Organism: Eucalyptus grandis
Lineage: Eukaryota; Viridiplantae; Streptophyta; Magnoliopsida; Myrtales; Myrtaceae
Product: probable L-type lectin-domain containing receptor kinase S.5
Exons: 4
Coding region: 468-2480 (670 amino acids)
Biological process (GO): protein phosphorylation
Cellular component (GO): plasma membrane
Molecular function (GO): carbohydrate binding; protein kinase activity; ATP binding
Source: RefSeq, a predicted model, not a curated record